Molecule: messenger RNA, 6923 nt
Organism: Colias croceus (clouded yellow)
Lineage: Eukaryota; Metazoa; Arthropoda; Insecta; Lepidoptera; Pieridae
Gene: Hel89B
Product: TATA-binding protein-associated factor 172
Exons: 34
Coding region: 194-5908 (1904 amino acids)
Molecular function (GO): ATP hydrolysis activity; TBP-class protein binding; ATP binding
Source: RefSeq, a predicted model, not a curated record
UCAGUAUAUAUUUGAAGCUUGAACGAUGCGCUUCCUUUCGUCACGUUGGUUUUUUUUAUUUGUGCAUUUUGUCGAAUAUGUUAUCGUGUGUGAUUUUGAGUGUGUUCAAAUAUGGAAUGCUUUGGAUGCAGUGACGUGAAAUAUACCUUGACACGCAAGGGAGAACAAUAGAAGAGUUGCGCAAAACACCAGAAUGACGUCCAGGUUAGACCGUCUGUUCGUGUUGCUGGAGGCGGGUUCCGGGCCGGCGACCCGCCGCGCGGCGGCGCGACAACUCGGCGAGGUCCAAAAGGCGCACCCUGAGGAACUCCACAGGUUGCUGGCCCGCCUGAUGAAACACCUGCGCUCCCCGGCCUGGGAGACGAGAAUAGCGGCCACACAAGCAGUGGAGGCAAUUCUAUCGAACGUUCCGGAGUGGUGCCCCUCCUUCACCGGCACGGAAAUCAAAGAAGAAGAAGACAGCAAAGAGACAGAAGACAGUAACCUCUUAAAAUGUGAGACGUUCGACAUCGAGCGGGUGCUGGAGCACGGCGCGCACCUCAUGGGCUCGGAGGGACACGAGUACGAUGUGGAGGAAGAGGCUAAUAAUGCAGACAUGAAGGAACGUCUAGCGAAACAGCGGCAGCAGUUGAACGCCCGGUUAGGACUCGACAUGGCGGCGACACUGGGAGUAGACCUCACUUCCAUGUGCACUAAUGAGGAUUUGUGCCCUGUGAAGAUUGAAGUCAAGCCGAUUAAGAACGAGGUUGUUAGGAGACCGAUCCAAGAGCUGAUGCCGCUCUCUGGCAAGCCGCUGUCCUCCCGCGAGAUGAACGUAGCGAAACGCAAAGCCCGAGCGGCGUUCAGCAAGCAGAAGUCGCGUGAGUCCGAGGACGGGCCCUCCGCCCCCAGCGCGCCGCCGGAGCCCGACAGGAAGAAGGUCAAGCUGGAGCCCGAGGAUUGCGUGUUCGACAUAGGCUCCAGCGCACCGUCCCGGGGUGGGGGCUGGUCGUCCCCGGACACAUCCCGCUGGCCGCUCGAAGGCUGGUGCAGUGCGCUCCAAACCCAGCUGUUCAGUGGCGCCUGGGAAGCGAGACACGGGGCUGCGUCAGCGCUGAGGGAGCUGCUGCGCUCGCGCAUAGCGGCUUCCGCGUACGCGUCCAAGAGGGAUAUAGCGCCGGCUACUGAGCAGCAGCUAGAAGACUGGCACCAAGAAUGGUUAGAAGACAUGGCGCUGCGUCUGCUGUGUGUGCUGGCGUUGGACAGAUUCGGGGAUUUUGUGUCCGAUCAGGUGGUGGCGCCCGUGCGCGAGACGUGCGCGCAGACGCUGGGCGUGGCGCUGGCCCGGCUCCGCGCCGCGCGGGUGCGGGCGGUGGCCGCGCGGGUGGCCGCGCUGGCCCGCCAGCCGCAGUGGGAGGCAAGGCACGGCGCGCUGCUGGCCUUCAAGUACCUGCUCGCCGCGAGACAGGAAGUGGCAAUCGAGAGCGGUGCGCUGGAACACCUGAUCGCGGGGCUGGACGAUACAGCUGAAGACGUAUCUGCUGUCGCAGCAGGUGCAUUAGUACCAGCUGCAGGUGCACUUGCUUCUCGACGAGCUGCUGCUGUACCGCAUCUUGCUGCAAGGCUGUGGACACUUCUAAGGGACCAGGAUGAACUGGCUGCUCCAGCGAACUGCUAUAUGGCACUACUAGCUGCGUUGAUAAGACUACCAACCGCGGCUACGUUGCUACAUCCCAUUGACCUGGUCGACGUACUACCACGUCUCUUCCCCUACCUCGAUCACUCGACCAGUUCAGUUCGUAAAGCCACACUCCAGACCCUUCGAACCCUCACCAAGCCUCUAGUCACAGAAAACGGCCAUGACGGCACCAAUACCAAUACCGAAAAGAACAACGAAACCGAUACUGAUAAUAAUACCGAUGCCGAUAAUGAUACCAGUACUGAUAAAGCGAGCGGUGAAAACGCUGUGGCGAGUAUGAAUGGAGAUAAUCUGUAUCUGAAUUGGACUCCAGAGUUAUUGCAAGCCACAAUGCGGCAUAUCUAUCAGAGGAUAUUGUUUGAGCAUGUACAUGAGAUACAGGAAAUUGCUAUUGAUAUCUGGGAGAACCUGCUCCGACACGCAUCUUUGGGGGCAAUCCUAGUGGCGGCCUGCCCCAUGCUGGCCACGUGGAUGUGCCUCGCGAUGCAGCCCGCGCGUUUGCCUGUAGAUCCUGAUCUGCUGUUGCACACGCCGCCUAAGGAGCGGCGCCCGCGCAGCACAUCUCAAACGGAAAUGGACGCGAGCGGGGAGGGGAACAUGAACGUGGGGGAUAGUGAAGGAGAGGGGCGUCCACAACAAAAGUGGGUGGUGGGGGGCAGCGACACGCAGCCCGCCGCCACGCGUGACGCGAACGUGACGCGCGCACGCGUGCUCGCUGCGAACGUGCUGGGAUAUUUGUCGUGUUAUCUAGUCCAGCCGGCGCCCGGCAUCGAAUAUAAGGCUGAAGACGAGAGUCCUAUAGAUUGCUAUACAAAGGUGAUGGUAGUAUACCUGCGUUCGGGCAGCGCCCUCCAGCGGCUAGUAGCGGGAUUAGUGAUAUCGUCGUGGGCGACGCACACGGUCAAGCACGAUCUGUUCCCGCCUGGCAUUGCGUCGCAUCAGCUGGAUUCCAACAAAGAGAAAGAUGUAUCGAAACUGGCGCCUCCGCUACUAGUUACCACAUUGCAUACUGCGUUGAAUCAAGUCCUGUAUUAUGAUGAGGUCGCAUUGAAUUGCAACAGGAUAUUGCAAGAAGCUCGUGAUCUUUUGGCUAUGAUGAAACACUACAAGUUGCCCGUGGACGGCGAGGAGUAUAAUAAUAUAUUGAGGCUGGAACAGGUGGCAUCAAUGACAGCGGCAACUGCGCCCCUAGUAGCAAGUAUGAAGGCGAAACGCGUAGCACAGAACCUCGAGCAACGCCGGGCGGCACUACAUGCAGCUGUUGCGCAGUGUUCUCUCGACCAGGGGGAGCUUAAUGUGUCAGUUCAAGCAGCAGUCAGCGGCGCCGUAGCCUGCCUCCGAGUGUUGCCAGACAAACUAAACCCAGUAAUACGGCCCCUCAUGGACAGCAUCAAACGAGAGUCUAGCGAGAAACUACAAGCUGCAGCGGCUGAUACACUCGCGCAUUUGCUGGCCACACUGCACGGGAGGGAGUCGAGUCCGAAUAACAAAGUGCUGGUUAAUCUGAAGGCUUUCUUGCGUUGCGACCCAGAGUUCACGCCGCGCAUAUCGCUAGAGACGGGCGAAGAGAAGGCGGAGCGAAGCGAACGCGGACCGGACUCGGGGAGCGGUGAUAGCGGCAGUGAGGCGAAACCGGACACCAAUACGGGUCCUGCGUUGGACAAAUACAACGGUAUACUAACUCUCCGCGAGCAACAACGCAGCGCGGAACGAGUGGUGCCGCGCCGGGGCCGGCCGCCCGCACUCGCCGCGCACGACGCGAUAGACCACGUGCUGGCGCAUGAGGAUCAGACCCGAAAGAUGUUAAGAAUACAGAGGCGAGGCGCGACAAUGGCAUUAACUAGUCUAGCGAAGUAUUUUGGCGAUGAAUUACCUGAAAAAUUACCGAAGUUGUGGGAGUUUAUCACGGAACCCUUUGAGAAAAUUCUCACGGAUAGCGAAUUAGAAACACUAGAAGCAGAUGCCGCCGAAGAGCUGAUCUCUCGUCUGCAAGUAGUAGAAGCUGUAUGUGCUCACCUCGGCCCUGCUGUAUGGCAGAAGGUAUCGUCAGGUGCCCGAGCAUGUGCAGCGCUGUGUCGGGCACAAUACACUGCGCUAAGGCACAUGGCUGCGCGUGCGCUUGCCGCUAUGGCUGCAAGGGAACCGCAUAGGAUGAUGGACGCGCUGGUGCAAGAGCUAAUCGAAGCACUGAGUGAAGGCAGUGCGUGCGUGCGGUGCGGUGCUGCGGAAGCGCUCGCGCGGCUCGUGGACACGCUGCAGCUGCAGCUCGUGCCGUAUAUCGUGCUGCUGCUCGUGCCGCUGCUCGGGCGUAUGAGCGACCAUAACGAGUCGGUCCGCGUGAUGGCGACGCGCAGUUUCGCCACACUGAUCCAGCUGAUGCCGCUGGACGGCGCCGCGGCCGAGCCCACAGCUCUGUCACCCGAGCUGCGUGCGCGCCGGGCAGCUGACCGCGCGUUUGUGGACCAGCUGUUCAACCCGAAGGCGAUCAAAGAUUACCGCGUGCCCGUGCCCGUGGCUGCGGAGUUGCGGAGCUACCAGCAGGCGGGCGUGAACUGGCUGCGUUUCCUGUACGAGUACAAGCUGCACGGCGUGCUGUGCGACGACAUGGGGCUCGGCAAGACACUGCAGUCGAUCGUGGCGGUCGCCGCGUCGCACCACGAGCGCGCGCAGGCCCGCGCGCCCGCACUGCCCUCGCUCGUCGUGUGCCCGCCCACACUCACCGGUCACUGGGUGUUCGAAGUGAACAAGUUCAUACAGACGAAAUAUCUGAAACCGCUGCAAUACGUCGGACCGCCGGUCGAAAGAGAGCGGUUACGGUCACACGUGCGACGAUACAACCUUAUCGUCGCGUCGUACGAUAUCGUGCGGAAAGAUAUCGACUUCUUCAGCUCUAUCAAGUGGAACUACUGCAUAUUGGAUGAGGGACACGUGAUCAAGAACGGGAAGACGAAAGCGUUUAAAGCUAUUAAACAGCUAGUCGCAAAUCAUAGGCUGAUUCUGUCGGGGACGCCGAUACAGAACAACGUGCUCGAACUGUGGUCGCUGUUCGACUUCCUCAUGCCGGGGCUGCUGGGCACGGAGCGGCAGUUCACGGCGCGCUACUCGCGGCCGAUCCUCGCCGCGCGCGACCCCCGCGCCGCGCCGCACCACCUGCAGGCCGGCGCGCUCGCCUGCGAGGCGCUGCACCGCCAGGUGUUGCCGUUCCUUCUGCGGCGCGUGAAAGAAGACGUACUCCGGGAACUGCCACCGAAGAUAACGCAGGACUACUACUGCGAGCUCAGCCCGCUGCAGCGCUCGCUGUACGAGCACUUCUCCAAGCGGCACAUGAGUCAAGACGUGCCGCACUCCAGGACGCACGUCUUCCAGGCGCUCCACUACCUGCAGAACGUGUGCAACCACCCGAAGCUGGUGCUGAGCGCGGAGCACCCCGAGCUCGCGCGCGUGCAGCGACAGCUCGCCGCGCAGAACUCCUCGCUCGAUGAUAUACACCAUAGCGCUAAACUACCCGCACUUAAGCAACUCCUCCUCGACUGCGGUAUCGGCGUGUCCUCCAGCGAGGGGGGCGAAGGCUCCGGAGACGCGACGGGCGAAGUGGGCUCCGUCGUGUCCCAGCACAGAGCCCUAAUAUUCUGCCAGCUCAAGAGCAUGCUUGAUAUAGUCGAGCGUGAUUUGCUAAGGGCACAUUUGCCUGGAGUCACGUAUUUGCGGUUAGAUGGUUCGGUGCCAGCGGCCAUGCGCCAUUCGAUUGUGACCAGGUUCAAUACGGAUGUGUCGAUUGAUCUACUGCUGUUGACUACUAGUGUUGGUGGGCUUGGACUGAACCUGACGGGCGCGGACACGGUGGUGUUCGUGGAGCACGACUGGAACCCGAUGCGCGACCUGCAGGCCAUGGACCGGGCACAUCGCAUCGGGCAGCGGCGGGUCGUCAACGUCUACCGCCUCGUCACACGCAACACGCUCGAGGAGAAGAUCAUGGGGUUACAAAAGUUCAAACUGAAAACGGCGAACACGGUUAUAAGCAGCGAGAACGCAGCAAUGGAGACGAUGGGCACGGACCAACUGCUCGACCUGUUCCAACUCAGCUCGGGAACCGAACCCGCGACCGGCGAGGAGAAGCUGCCGGAGCUCUGGGAUGACGCACAGUACCAUGAGGAGUAUGAUAUGACCAGCUUCAUACGGAGUCUGAGGGAUGUGAGGGAUCCCGGGGAGGGGGUCGUGUGGAAGGAGUAGGGUAUUUGACGUAUGAAGUAAUAUGGCAGUUUUAAAACAAAAUUAGACUAUUAACAAAUUUACAAGACUACCUAAAGCUUUUACGGCAUUUGCCCCUAAAAAUAAAAAAGAUCGAAGCAGAUGGCAGAAGGCAGACAAGUAUAAUAAACGUGAGGAAGUUUGAAAACAACAUUGUCAAACUACAUUACUCUUUCUUAAAAAUUACAAUAAUUCGAAAAAAAAAUCUGCUCUACUAUUUCAUUUUUUUGACACGCAAGUAGCGCAUCUGUGUUCUUAAAUCUCUAUCAAGUAUGUGGUAUCAAGAACCAAAUUCAGGGCAUAUUAUUACUGAAAAAAAAAGUAAACAACUACAUAAAAUAUAACAAAACUUUUCAUUAGUAUCGGAUACAUACUUCUCCUACUUGAUAAAUAAUAUUAAUAAAUGAACUAUCUUUUUGUUACUGAACUUUUGGAACUGAACUUCAUAGACCUUCAUAUACCUAAAUAUUAAUUUUAAAUCAUAUGACAAGUAUUACAAUAUCGGAUAAAUGUAUAUGUAACACUAUAUAAUAACACAGUCAAUUAAAAUCAUACAGUCAUGUGGCAUGACAUGCAUUACAACAAAAAAAUUACUAAAACUAAUGGUCAGUUUUUCAAUCAUGCACGCUUGAGCAAUUUGCAUGUCAUGCAAUAUGACAGUGUAUCAUCAGAACAGAUGGUGACACGAAUUCAAAGAAAAAAUGUUUCUAUUUACAAUAUUAGUUAUAGAUACACUUCUCUCAGAAUAAUUCUGUGCUUUUUCAAUAUCCUCACUAUAUACAGGGUGUCCCAGCAACGGUAUACUAAGCCCCAAGGAGGUUAUAGUUUUGCAUACGCUGAGUACGUAAAAAAUACUGAUAAAAUUCCAGACGAAUUUUUUUGACAAACAGAUGAAUUAAAACUCUAUGUGUGUACCCAUAACAAGCAACCCGCUCAACUUUGCCACCAGCACGUGAGCUAUCGUUUAAGAUUAUGUUUUCAUGGACAAAAUGCUCAC